Homarus americanus (American lobster) is the source of this 1425-nucleotide messenger RNA. RefSeq names its product presenilins-associated rhomboid-like protein, mitochondrial (gene rho-7). Gene Ontology annotation, molecular function: serine-type endopeptidase activity. The transcript has 2 exons. The coding region runs from base 199 to 1287 and encodes 362 amino acids. NCBI's taxonomy places the organism in Eukaryota, Metazoa, Arthropoda, Malacostraca, Decapoda, Nephropidae. The record is from RefSeq and is a predicted model, not a curated record. Gene Ontology annotation, cellular component: membrane.
UGUGAGGGGAGCUUUAUAACAGUGUGUGUAUAGAUUUAUGUAUAGUUAUAUAUUACGCGUACUGUUGAAUGUAAAGUGUGUGUUUAUAGUUACAAAUUAAAUGUCCUUUUCCUUUUAACUUCGCUACUCAUUGGCUCGUUAGUACGUCUCUGUUACACACUGUUGGCAAGUACUGGAUUGUCUGUGGUCAGUGUAACAAUGACAGUGCUGUCACGUAUAGUAAGAGGUGUGCAGUUUUCGAGAUAUGUACCACCAAACAUUUCUUUGUGCUCUUGUUUUGGGAAAGGAAAUGGAUCUCCAACUACCAUCAUAACGCGUGGUAUUCGGCAGCCACGUGGAAGAAACAGACAAGGUGGAAUGAACUUGGCUCCAAAUGAACUUAUAGAAACCCCCAAUGAGAAUAAUAUGAGCAGAGGGUUAAUAAAAAGCUUUAUAUUUGCUAGUGGGUUUUGUAGUGCCACUUUCCUGGCAGCAACAAUAUGGCAAUACGAAUCGGUACGGUCCCGGCUUCAACAAAGUUCAUGGACGAGCUGGGCAAACCAACAGUGGCAUAAUUUAGAAGGCUGGCAACACAAAGAAGGUGAAUUCCGGAAGGCUAUAAAUGAGUGGUGGAAUGGACUGAGUGAAGGCCAGAAAGUGUUUUGGCCUAUUUGUUUUUUCAAUGGUGUUGUAUUUGCCUGUUGGAACAAACCCACUUUACAGAGAACUAUGUUACGCUACUUCUGCUCCAAUCCUGCAGCUCGAGCUGUUUGUUGGCCAAUGUUCCUUUCCACUUUUAGUCAUUUUGCAUUUUUCCAUUUUGCUAUGAAUAUGUAUGUAUUACAUAGUUUUAGUUCUGGAGUUUGUGGCUCACUAGGUAGGGAACAAUUUGUUGCUAUGUACUUAAGUGGUGGGGUAAUAUCAUCACUGGCCAGUCAUACAUUUAAAGUGGUUAUGAAGUGUCCAGGACCAUCACUUGGCGCCUCUGGGGCUAUAAUGGCUCUUCUUGGCUUUUUUUGUACCCAACACCCAAAUGCCCAGCUUGGCAUUGUCUUUGUUCCUGGACUUAAUUUUUCUGCAGAUAUGGCUCUCAAGGGAGUAAUGUGUUUAGAUGCUGUAGGAAUGGCCCUCGGGUGGCGGAUGUUUGACCACGCUGCUCACCUGGGAGGGGCAUUGUUUGGACUUAUCUAUGCAAGUUAUGGUCCUAAAUACAUUUGGGGUAAUACCCAGCAUAUUAAGAAGAAGUGGCAUGAUAUAAGAAAUGGAAUUAAUGAAAAAUCAGAAGAUAAAAAAAGAAAGGAAGAUUAAAUGUACUGUAAUAGCGAGGAGUCUGUUAGACCAAACUGUACAUGUCACAAUAGCAGAAGGUGGUCAUGUGAUUUUGUAAUUUUGUGUUUAUAUGAUAAAUAAAAUGUUUACUAUAUCUAUAAUAAAUUUGGAUUAUGA